This is a messenger RNA of Frankliniella occidentalis (western flower thrips), 2395 nucleotides long. Its product is annotated as sialin-like. Lineage: Eukaryota; Metazoa; Arthropoda; Insecta; Thysanoptera; Thripidae. Gene Ontology annotation, molecular function: transmembrane transporter activity. The coding region runs from base 301 to 1779 and encodes 492 amino acids. Gene Ontology annotation, biological process: monoatomic anion transport; transmembrane transport. The transcript is spliced from 8 exons. The record is from RefSeq and is a predicted model, not a curated record.
UUCGCGCUAUACCUUCUCGCGGCACCUACGCGACGGCGACGACGGCGAGCCCGCGCGCUCCGCGGAUCACGACGGUCAGGACCGCCCACACCUGAAUGGCGCUGUACGCGGCGCCGGCGGCAGCGUCCUUCCCGUGGUCCUCCCGCUCAUCAGCUGACUGACGGGCUGACGGCUCCGCGCGCUUCGCGAGGCGUCGGGCGCUCGCGGCCCAGUCCCGCACCGGCAGCAACACCGGCGGCAGGGGGAGCAGCGCGGCGCUCUCAUCCGCGUCGGGUCAUCGUCACCGCGCUCGCCGACAAGAUGACCGUGGUGUGGGCCCAGCGGCUGCUCAGCUGCGGAGGGGUGGUGAAGCAGCGCUUCGUCAUGUCCUUCAUGCUGCUCAUGGCCGUCCUCAACAUCUACACGAUGCGCACCUGCUUGUCGGUGGCCAUCGUGCAGAUGGCCGACUCGCACGUCCACAACUCGACGUACGUGGACCCGUACAAGUGCCCGGCGCCCGGUGGCGGCGCCAACGGCAGCAGCUCCUCGGGGGGCUCGCGGCCGCCCGACUUCCACUGGGACGAGACGACCCAGGGCGUGGUGCUGAGCUCGUUCUACUACGGCUACAUCUUGUCGCACAUCCCCGGCGGCGUGCUCGCGGACCGCUUCGGCGGCAAGCACACGCUGGGCCUCGGCAUCCUGUCCACGGCGCUCACCACGCUGCUCACGCCGCCCGCCGCCUGGCUCGGACCCGGCUGGCUCAUCGCGCUCCGGGUCAUCAUGGGCGUCGGCGAGGGCGUGACGUUUCCAGCGGUCAGCGUGCUCCUGGCGCACUGGGUGCCCCCCGCCGAGCGCAGCCGCCUCGGCUCCUUCGUGUUCGCCGGCGCGCAGCUGGGCACGGUGCUGGGCACGGCCAUCAGCGGGCUGCUGCUGGCGCACUUCGACUGGCCCGUCACCUUCUACUUCUUCGGCGCGCUGGGCGUGGCCUGGUACGCCGUGUGGCUGGCCGUGUGCUACUCCACGCCCGAGGAGCACCCCUUCAUCUCGGAGCGGGAGCGCGACUAUCUGCACCGGCAGAUUAAGGCGAACAAUCACGGCAAGACCAUCGCGCCGACGCCCUGGGCGGGCAUCCUCACGUCGCUGCCCGUGUGGGGGCUGGCCGUCGCGCAGGUCGGCCACGACUGGGGCUUCUUCACCAUGGUCACGGACCUGCCCAAGUACAUGAAGAGCGUGCUGCAGGUCAGCAUCGGCAAGAACGGCCUCCUGUCCGCGCUGCCCUACCUCGUCAUGUGGGUGUGCUCCAUGCUGUUCGCCGCCGUGGCCGACUGGAUCAUCGCCCACCGCUACUGGAGCGUGCUCACGGUGCGCAAGUUCUUCACCACGCUGGCGUCCAUCAUCCCCGCCCUGGGCAUCAUCGGCGCGUCGUACGCCGGCUGCGACGAGACGCUGACUGUGGCGCUGUUCACGCUCGGCAUGGGCGGCAUGGGCGCCUUCUACCCGGGCAUGCGCGUCAACGGGCUGGACCUGUCCAAGCACUACGCGGGCACCGUCAUGGCGCUCGUCAACGGGCUGGGCGCCGUGUCCGGCAUGGUGUCGCCCAUCCUCAUCGGGCUGCUCACCCCGCACUCGUCCCUGCUGGAGUGGCGGCUCACGUUCUGGAUCACGUUCGGCGUCCUCAUGGUGAGCAACCUCAUCUACGUCCUGACGGCGCAGGCCAGUUUCCAGAAGUGGGACCGCCAGCCCGACGAGAAGGAGGACUCCGCCAAGAAGCCGUCGGCGCCCCCGAUCCCGAUGACCUAGGUGGCCGCCGAGGCCCGGGCGGCCAGGUGGUCUUGGACAGCGGCACCCUUGGUCUAGUCCAGGCCGCGACCCGGGUCGAUGACGCAACAAGAGGUCUGCGGGCAGACCGCGAAACGGCGACCCACCGACGUGUGCAGAACUCGGGAUGGGCAGCAGCGCCGGAGUCGUCGCAACCUCCACCGGACUGGACAUUUCUUAUGAUAGACUGCGCCGACUUGACCACUUUUUCUGUUACCAAACUAGGACUUUUUGUGCCGACGAGCACACAGUGGCAUCGCUCGCCGAUGGCGCGCGGUUAUGGCCGAUAACUAGUCGUGAAUUAAGUCAGAGUCAGACCUCGCCGUGCGGCGCCGCGCACCGACGGAUCGAGUCGAGCAGUUUGACUUGUCGCCGUGUUGCCCUCAGAAGGAUGAGCGGUGGGACGCGGCGCCGCGGUGAGCGGGCCGCCAGGUGGGGCCAGCUGUGCGAUGGGCGGCCUACCCACCUGGCGCGACCAGACACCUGCUGCUCGCACAGAGCAUCUCGGGCCAACACGAACACGACAACCGUUUCAGAGGGGAGAAUAUCUUCGUUCUUCGUUGUUGUUAUUUUUAAUUUAACAAUUUUUAAGAUUAAU